CAAACAUCAGUUGACAAUUGAAGCACUGCAAUCAACAGAAAUUAAAAACAAUGUUCAAAGUUUCCGUCUUUGUUGCCCUUAUGGCCUUGGCCUCCGUUGCCUUUGCCUAUGAACCUCAGGAAAUUUAUGCCGAACCCAAUUGUGCCGUUGUCACAGAUCACAAUCGCAUGUUCCGUGAUAUUUCCGAUCCUACCCACUAUUGGAUUUGCCCCGAGGGUCAAGAGAAAGCCAGCUACAUUCAAUGUCCUCCCAAUGAGGCCUUCAUGGAGGCUCCCCAAAAAUGCGUUGUCUGGGAAGAAUGGAAAUGGGUUGAACCUUACACAAAAUAAG
This is a messenger RNA of Stomoxys calcitrans (stable fly), 330 nucleotides long. RefSeq lists its product as uncharacterized. Bases 51 to 329 code for a protein of 92 amino acids. Lineage: Eukaryota; Metazoa; Arthropoda; Insecta; Diptera; Muscidae. The record is from RefSeq and is a predicted model, not a curated record. The transcript is spliced from 2 exons. Gene Ontology annotation, molecular function: chitin binding.